AUAACCUAGAUUUUAUAUUUGCAAUGAUCAAAUAUAAUAUAGAAACUAUAUCUUUUUACCAAAAAAAACUAUACUCUAUCUACUAUAUAUAACCAACAACAUUGAAGCUGAUCCUUUCAGAUCAAAAACUCCCCAAAAAUAUGGAGAAAAGCCAAAGAUGUAACAAAGACACAAACACCAACAUAGGCUUCUGCCUUCUUCCCUCUGAGCUCAUACAGAACAUUUUAUUCCACCUCUGCAUACCUGAGAUCAUCCGAAUGAAACUACUCAACAAGUUUGUCUUAAACACAAUCUCUGACCAAAGCUUCAUCAGACAACUCAACCAUGGAUCACAAAGAGACACAUGGAUCUUUGUCUAUACAAGGCGUUGGCGUCGCGACAACGGUGUGCUUCACGGCUUUUCCAACCGUUCUGUACGGUGGUUCAAGAUUCCGGUGGCUGAAAUUUUGACCGGUGAGGUUUUUCCCGGUGAAGAUUUAUAUUUACUAACGGCUAGCGGUAACUUUCUUCUCUUUGCUUCUAAUACUCAUAGUGGAAUCUUAGCCGUUGAUUUGGUGGACAAGAGUGUUAGAAGAAUCAACUCAUGUCCUUUAGGUCCACGUGGCACGUCCUCGUGGAGACGGUCCGGAAUGAAGCUUGUACCCGAUCCAUCAAAUCCAAGUCAUUUCCGGUUUAUGUUUGCUGAGAUGGUAAAUAACCGACCGGUUUUGUUUACUUAUCAUUCUAAUACAACCACGUGGACUACUAAAGAAGCAGAGGAAGUAAAUAAUUGGGGAUUUAAGAAAAACAAUAACGUUUUCUUAAGCUUAUCAAACCGACCUCACGAGAGUAUUGUGAUGAGCGUGGACGAUGGUUCGAUGAUGAAUCGUGUUCCAUCGAUUUUGAGGCCAAGGAUGAACCAGGACGCGAUCAGAGGAUGCCCUUCAAGUGUUGGAUUCAGCAGGAACGAUCUAGAGAGUCAGUUGUUACAUAUACAUGGAGAUGAUUACAAAGUUGUUAUUGGGUUAGACACGAUAGAGUUAUCAAAGAUGAAGAGAAUGAAAAGUCUAGAGGUUUGGAAAAUAAGCUCAAACGGUGAGAAGUGGGAGCUAGUGUCAAGAGCUCCAAGUGAAGUGAUCAGCAACAAGCUUUGUGGUGUGAUGAUGGGGUGCUUAGAGAGGAGACUAGGGGUGAUUAGAGUGGCUUUGAUGACGAACCGUGAGGGUUUAUGGAAUAUUAUAUGGUUGGAUUAUGAUAAGGAGAAGGAUAAGUGGGAAUGGGUCCCUUUACCACAUUGUAGAUUCUUGCAAGGCUCAAAUAUGGCCGGUAUUAGCUUUUCUUCUGGUCUCACUUUUUCAUUGUAACACACUUCAAAAGUUUAAUAUAAAUGUCGAUAUCAACCA
Messenger RNA from Brassica oleracea var. oleracea, 1382 nucleotides. RefSeq lists its product as uncharacterized. NCBI's taxonomy places the organism in Eukaryota, Viridiplantae, Streptophyta, Magnoliopsida, Brassicales, Brassicaceae. The coding region runs from base 141 to 1343 and encodes 400 amino acids. Gene Ontology annotation, molecular function: protein binding. The record is from RefSeq and is a predicted model, not a curated record. The transcript has a single exon.